AGUGUCUUUCAGCAAGAGCUGGCACUGGAAUCCAGCCGCAAAUCACCUCCACUUCAGUGGUUUAUUCUUUGUCACGUGUAGCUUUGUAGCACAAUGGAUCUCAAUGAAGACAGAACAGACUUGGUGUAUCCUUCCGUUGAGUUUCAGAUCACGAGUAAUGAACAUCCCACAGACGUAACCCGUGAAGGAGGCAUAACUGUAUCAAUCGACCCGCCGAUGUCAUUUCGAGAUCGGCACCGCUUGCUGAACGAAGCCUACGACCGUCACUCAGAUCCCGAGCAGAUCUCUGCAAAAGAGCUCGGCUACGUAUCACGGCAGGUUGGGCUCUGUAUGGAAGAAGUCCAUGCUUGGUUUGAAGACGAGUCACAGAGACGCUACAAGCUUCUGGCCAAGUUCCAACGUCAGAAUAUCAUUGAGCCACGGCCAUGCUCACCUGAAAGCAUGAGCAGCUAUGCACCAAGCCAGAGGAUCAUUUCUACCACGAAUGGAAGCACGGAAUCUACUCAAUUAGACGUGGCAUACUACUCACAAGCUCAGAGCAUUUUCUCUGGUCCUUCUUCACCAGGGACCGUGACAGGAGACUACCUGCAAGUUCCAUCGCGAGUACGUCGCGGACGUCCACCAAGAACGGAUUCAUCGUCCCCUCCUCAGCCCAAACGGCAGAAAACAUCUUGUCAGUAUCCAUGUUUCGACUGUGGUAAAGCAUUCCCAGCCGAUCGUUGGUCAGAACAUGUGAAGCGAGUUCAUUUCCCUGACUAUAUCUGGGAAUGCCCCAAAACGAACGAGAGGACUGGAAAACCAUGUUCAGCAAAUCCAUUCUUCAGAAUUGACAACUUUACAACCCAUCUUCGAGGUGAGCAUCGAUGUGAGGAACCAGAGAUCUCUCGGCUCAAGACAUCAUGCAAAUUUGAAGUGUUUGGCUUCUUCCAUAAAAUCUGUGGCAUAUGCAGUGUUGACCUGAAAAAUCGAGAUGAGAGUAUCGAGCAUACCAAAGAACACUUGAGAGAAAUCUCUCGGAGAAGAGACCCUCCCCUGGACUUGGGCCUCUCGGAAUGGACCGAGAGCUGCGGUGUGGAACACAAACUCAAGCGCGGUGUUCAUUACCAGCUUGAGGAAGACAUUCAACAACAGGAAGUCGAUGUUCAGGGAAAGGAUGGUGAUGGGGAUGCGGACGGUAGUAACAACGAGGAUCAGAGUCGACCAGGAUCAGAUCAAUCUGGAUACAGUUCCUUCCAUGGCGGAGAUGACUAUUCUUUCGGAGGGUUCAGUUACAGUCAAGACUUUGAUUACGCUGCCCCAUACCGAGGUCCUGGUGGCCUACAAGAUUUCGGUGUACGAUGUUCAGGUGUUAGGAGUCCUGAACUAUCACUUAGCAACAACGGACCCCUAUCUCCAACCUUUACGCCUUACCAAUAUUCGCCAUUCUUAUCCUUACCAAAGGCCCCCUAUCUAACACCUAGUGCGUCCCAUGAUACCAGAUAUGAUUACGAUGAGGUGUUGGAGCACGGGCGCUGCCCUAUUCUUGAGUGUGGGAGAGUCUUCAAGGAUCUUAAAGCCCAUAUGUUGACACAUCAAAAUGAGCGUCCCGAGAAAUGUCCAAUCCAGACUUGCGACUACCACGUCAAAGGGUUCGCACGGAAAUACGACAAGAAUCGGCACACCCUAACCCAUUACAAAGGGACAAUGGUCUGUGGGUUCUGUUCAGGCUCUGGGUCUGCAGCCGAAAAAUCCUUUAACCGUGCUGAUGUGUUCAAACGCCAUUUGACAUCAGUUCAUGGUGUUGAGCAAACUCCACCAAAUAGCCGCAAGAAGUCUACGACUGCUGUAAAAGGCGGUUCCCGGAAAACAUUAUCUGGCUAUGCCUCAGAUGCCACGGGGAAGUGCUCGACUUGUUGUGCAAUUUUCAGCAAUGCCCAAGAUUUCUACGAACAUCUCGAUGACUGUGUGCUGCGGAUUGUUCAACAAGAACUUCCGGCCAAAGCUGUCAACGCUGCGAGGCUUGCUGAAUUCGAACAGGAUGCGGCUGUUGGAGAGACACUUCGUACUAAUUCACUGCCCACAACAGAUGUCACUCGCUGUGCUAAGAACGACGAGCACGAAGUGGAUGCCGAGGAUGAAGACAUUGAAGACGAGAUUGACGAUGAGCACGACGAUGACUAUGCUCCGUCCUCCAGAGCCCGUGCAAGCCGCAAACGUUCUGCCAACCCUGUCAGCGGCGUGCAGAAAUCUCGAGGUCUCACUCAUUCCAAAGGAGGCGUGACUCUAAGUAAAGGACGAAGAAAGCGCAAAGACUACCCAUCAUCAUGGGGAUGUCCGACCUCCAAGUUGACGAUGAAGAAACGUGUACUGGCUGUUUUUGAUGGACACCGCCGGCUGUGGAAAGAUGACAUGAUGCUGGACAACGACUAUGAGGUUAGGAUGAAGCUCGCCCCUGAGAAGGCAUAUGUCACCGAUUUGGAUGUGCAGACUCUGCGUCGUGCGGAUAACUUCCAUGCGUCCUCUUCUGUGGAUAAGGGUCCUUGAAUUACGGAUGAGAUGACAGGGACGGAUUUGGAGAAGCUAAUAGAAGUUGGAGCGGAGUUAGAUUAGAUGACGAACCUCUUGAAUUUAGAAUAAUUGGUAUGGAAUCAAUGGUCAACUUGAUCCAAUCUCUUUGUGACAUGAAGUCUUGCCAUCAGUCAUAUUGACCUCUUGAGCCAUGAAGUGAAGACUUGCGAAGUCACAUCUCGGCAGCCACAGUGGUUAUAUGUCGAAAUAGGGGAGUAAUAACAGGGUAAGUGCUAGCCAGCAAUCCAGAAAUCAAUGUGGGUUGAGAUAAUCAGUACGAAAUUUAACAAGAAGGUAAUAUCUCUCAAGUGAACACUGGUAGCGUCUGGCACAGAUUAAACAAAGCCCAGGAGAUCAUUCUUGCACAGCGUAGAACUUUCUGGGACCAAUGCUUUGUUGAAUAUCAUCAACAUCCAUGAAAGCCCGGGUGCAGACAUUUGUCGGACGAGUGUCGAGCCGUGUAAUACCAUAUAAGAAUUAACGAUCCCAGCUUGGCCCGUAGAACGGAGUAUACUUGCUCCCGCCGUCCAAGGUAUGAAUAGCUACUCGGGCCUCUAUACCUGGACAAAAACGUAUUUUCUCUGAGGCUUAAACAUUCUCCAGGCUUCACCAUUCAUCUGGCACAGAUCCCUGCUCAUAGAAUCUAAGCAAGCUAGCAGGAUCCAAGUCCGUACAGCAGAAUCGCCACUCGACAAUCUACGAGUCGUGUUUGCCCCAUCAACAGGUCAUGCAACACACAAUCGAGUAUAAUCCCGUUUGAGACCAUUCUCACAUAACAGUUAUACCGGGUUUUCGAAAGUUAUCUUCAUUCAUUCACCAAUAACCAUCGUACACCCCUCCGGCCCCACCCAAACCUCGUGUUCGCGUCCAGCCUCAACAUCAAGCCGUUCCCCCGCACCAAACGUCUUCUUCUCCGGCUGUGCGUCUUCAGGGAACCUGAUGGUGAUUUCGCCUUUGAGGAUCAGAUGCGUUGUCAGACCUUCGUGGGAGUGGGGAGUGUAGUGGUAGUUCCUUUUCAAUUAAUCGUCAGCAUGGAUAUCGCCACAAUUACAGGAGUCAUGUGGAGGGGAGAACGGCUUACGGAGUAUCGGUCCAUGUGAUGACACGGGAGAAUCCCCACGAGCGGACUUCUUGUUCGGAUUCGCGCUGGGAUUUUGCUGCCAUUCUUGCCACUGGGUUGUGCGUGGAUUAUGAAUUGGAGAAGGAGGAAGAGAAGAAGUCAAUAGUGGUGUGGUGAUGUCAGUAUUAACUGCUUACAUAACGUGGCUUCUCAUUGCCGUACUAAGUGCUUCUCGUCGACAACAUCAUCUGGAAAUAAUAGAACUUACUUGAGGACUGACUUGAAGCGACGAUUUUCGUCUUGCUUCUAUGCCCCUGGGAGAGAAAGAAUGUUCAAAUAGAGAAAUGGAUCUCAUUUCGUGCGUUCUCGGCUAGUUGUUGUUCAUCUCACCAAUGUCACAACAAGCCAUCGACAGACAAGAAGACAAAGAUCGGAGAAAUUUGUGAGCAGGCAAGAGAAAGACCACGUCUUUGAGAAAAGAUGCACGGGACAGACGAACACCCGCUUCGUGGUACAACACCAGAGCCGCUCACGCAAUCCCGCAUACCAUGUUCCGAGAACUCCACCCUCUUCCCUACCAACCACCUCAUACAAUAAAGUGCCUCAUUCGAAAAUCGCACACCGCCAUCAUCCCCAAAAGCCGGGUAGCCUAUGAAAUCUCGGCCAGGUGAAGCAGCUCAUGUCCGCUCCCUCACGUCGCUGUCCACAAUCCACAGACCCAUCACGCAACGGCCCGCGACGUCUCGCCGCAACCUCAACCGUCGCCCUCGCUGCGAGAUCCCGUCUGUUCAGUCGAUUCUUCCGAUCAUGAUCGCUGGACACGUAUCUCUUGAAACUCUGGCCCACGCUCAAUCUCGAUUGCGAGCUCAAGAAUCUCUUCCACAUGCACACAUGUGCAGUAUGCCAGUCCGGGUGCAUAUCAUUGCCCCAUAGUCCGCAUGGUAAAAGUUAUUAUCGUACGAUUUUUUUUGCGGGGGUGCCUGCCUGCGAUGAUCAAAUGCUGGGCAGUGUGUGUACCGUGUACCUACCUCACUGAUGUAGAGGGGCACGCGAGAACGAGAAUGAAUAUUCUCUACAACGAUUGAGGUCCGUGGGGAUGUCGACGCCUGAAUUCUCGCAACGGAUAUUCCGGUCCGUGCAGCUCGAGCAACUGGCUUGUGAAUGGCACAUCCGAGUGGGAUAUCAGCGUCGUCGCCGCUUUAUUAUGGUUGUACUGUAUUGUGGUGGUAGCAUUGCAGAGGAUGAUUGCAAGAAAGUUUAAAUUACGACCCCAGGGACAGAUAUUGCCUUUACGGAAGGCCUCCCGAUUCUUGGAAACCGCAGUUGGCGACAAUGAAAAUGCUUACACUGUCAGCCGGAUGAAAUGCUCCUGAGGUCUGUUGACACCGACCUCGCGACUUGCUCAGAACAGGCAAAGCAGGGGAGAUAGCUCCUUGCUGGGGGAACUCCGAUUCAGUGGAGUCUUUCCCCGGAUGAUUUAGAGUUUGGCUUACAAUAUGUUCCGACAUGCUGACUCAAACUCUAAACUGGCAAGGUCAAAUCGUGAUAAGUAGAACCCAGCCACUGGGACGAAAUUUUAUCUCAGCUCUCAGACUUGCUUGAGAGGCUACCUAAGUGGGGAAAUGGCGUAGAUUAGUGGUCUUGGUAAGUCUUGGAAGGUUCAGUGAUUAUUAAGCAAGGAGGCCUCUCUGCGUAGCGUCUGAGGUUAUACGGGGGUAUUUUAGUGUAAUUAUCGAAUAGCUUCGGCGAUAAUUGCUUUUCAAAUAAUAACUAUUACCUGCAUAAUAGAGGUAUCGAAUAAGUCUUAAAUAAAGGGGG
Cadophora gregata is the source of this 5425-nucleotide messenger RNA. RefSeq lists its product as uncharacterized. NCBI's taxonomy places the organism in Eukaryota, Fungi, Ascomycota, Leotiomycetes, Helotiales, Ploettnerulaceae. The record is from RefSeq and is a predicted model, not a curated record. Bases 94 to 2523 code for a protein of 809 amino acids. The transcript has 3 exons.